AUGGGCGAGUCGAUCCCUGGACACUACCUGCAAUAUUCAACUGACAUCAUGGCUGUUCCUAUCCACUUCAUGGUUGCAGCAGCCAUACAAUUCAAGAUGCCAGGCGACACUGCACAAGCACUCAUGUCAAUGUGUCUUGCUUCGCAACUCCAUGAGGUUCAGGCGCAGGUGCGCCGAUGCCUAAAGCAGCGGAAGCGCCAAGUCCAGGAAGUGCAGGAGAAGCUCCAAGAACGUCUUGGACUCAGACCUGUGACCACGCUGGGCAUGAUGCAAGGCGAGUAUGAUCCACGCGCGAGAGCCGAAAGGCUGCUUGCGGAUGAGGAGGACAAAGUCAAGAAGCUGCAAAAGGAGAUCGGCAACGUGAAUGCCAUGACUGCUGCGUACGCAAACGAUGAGAGAAUUGUCAAGGCAGCCUUGGAGAAUGACGAGCAGAGGGUCACAAUGCGGAUAAAUCGGCUUGAUCAUGAUGGUGAGGACGCGGAUCGAGAACCUGGCGACGAUUAG
Molecule: messenger RNA, 504 nt
Organism: Symbiodinium pilosum
Lineage: Eukaryota; Dinophyceae; Suessiales; Symbiodiniaceae
Source: the annotation of a GenBank genome assembly